Solanum dulcamara is the source of this 2040-nucleotide messenger RNA. Its product is annotated as O-fucosyltransferase 15-like. Lineage: Eukaryota; Viridiplantae; Streptophyta; Magnoliopsida; Solanales; Solanaceae. The transcript has 10 exons. The record is from RefSeq and is a predicted model, not a curated record. Bases 95 to 1924 code for a protein of 609 amino acids.
AAAUCGUUAAUGUGGAGAAGUUUCAAACAAAAAAAGAACAAAAAAGAAAAAAAGAAGAAGAAGCAAAAAACUUGCAUAAAACAUAAAAACUUCCAUGGCUUCUCGCAGCAAUUCUUUUUCUAAUUUCUCAGAAUCAUCCUACGACUACGACGAUAACGAACAACCCGGCGCUCCGGCUUCGGAUCGGGAUGACCCCCUGAAUCCGGGUCGCAGGAACAAUUCGUUUAACGGGUUGCUGGGUUUCACAUUCGGGUCAAAGAAGAUGAGGAAGAAGAAACCCUUUUGUCAGGAAAAAGCAAUCGUCGGGUUGGCUCUGUUUGUGAUCGUUUUUGUGGGGAUGAAUUGGUGGAUGCUUUCCCGGAUCCAGAACUCGGGUCGGGCUUCUCAGGUUGAGUUCAGGUUCUUGAAAGACAAUUCCUCCACUCUAUCAAUUCGGGAAGAACUGGUAAGGCUUGGCAAAGGGAGAAAGCCUCAGAAAACAAUCUAUGCACGAUUACUGGCUAAAGCUGCUCAUUCAUUAGCUGAGGGACAGAGAAAAUCCGAGCCGAAAGAUUUGUGGGCUGAACCCUAUUUUGUUGCUUCCUCUUGGAAACCUUGUGCUGAGCAGCGUGACUGGCUACCUAGUGAGGGAAGAAAUGGUUACAUAAUCGUCACUGCAAAUGGUGGGAUAAAUCAACAGCGAGUAGCUAUCUGCAAUAUUGUUGCUGUUGCAAGAUUACUUGAUGCAACCUUGGUUCUUCCGAGAUUUCUGUACAGUAGUGUUUGGAAAGAUCUGAGCCAGUUUGGCGAUAUCUACCAGGAGGAGCAUUUCAUUGACUACCUGAAACCUGAUAUUCGUGUAGUUAGAGAACUUCCUCAGGAGUUGCAGUCAUUAGAUCUAGAGGCCAUUGGCAGUUUGGUGACCGAUGCAGAUGUUGUAAAAGAAGCAAAGCCAAGUUUCUACAAGAAAUAUAUUCUUCCUAUUUUACAUAAAAACAGAGUUGUCCAUUUUCUUGGAUUUGGGAAUCGGUUGGCAUCUGACCCGUUACCACCUCAAGUGCAGAGACUUCGAUGCAGAUGUAAUUUUCAUGCUCUGAAAUUUGUUCCAAAGAUAGAAGAAACUGGAACUUUACUUAUACGGAGAAUGCGUCAGAAUGUUACACGCUUGGGACCCUUGGAUCGUCACCUAGUGGGUCCCUUCUCAAAGUCUAUGCUGAAGGGUGAACGAAAUCGUGGAGAAAAAGUCGCUAGAUAUUUAGCUUUGCAUCUGAGGUUUGAAAUUGAUAUGGUGGCUCAUUCCCUCUGUGAAUUUGGUGGGGGUGAAGAAGAAAGAAAUGAACUAGAAACAUAUCGUGAAAUCCACUUCCCUGCAUUGGUGGAGCUUAAGAGGACCACAAAGUUGCCCUCCCCAGCAGCUCUUAAGGCUGAAGGACUGUGUCCUUUAAUGCCUGAAGAGACGGUGCUAAUGCUUGCUGCCCUUGGUUUUAAUCGGCAGACACGCAUAUACUUGGCAGGUGCACAUAUCUAUGGAGGGAAAUCAAGACUGGCCUCCUUGACCACCUUGUAUCCUAAUCUGGUCACAAAGGAAAAUUUACUUUCCUCUUCCGAGAUUGAGCCAUUCAAGAAUUUCUCAUCUCAGCUAGCAGCACUGGACUUUAUAGUUUGCACUGCUGCAGAUGUGUUUGCCAUGACAGACUCCGGAAGCCAAUUUUCAUCGUUAGUCUCUGGUUUUCGAGUAUAUUUUGGUGGGGGCAAAAUGGCUUCUAUACGGCCAAACAAACGUAGACUCGCUGAUAUCUUUGUCAAGAACAACACAAUAGACUGGAGGACAUUUGAGCAAAGAGUGAGGAAAGCAGUGAGACAAACCAAACGGGUAUUUUCACGACCUGUUGGGAGGAGCGUAUACAGAUAUCCACGGUGUAAGGAAUGCAUGUGCAGCACAUAAGUUAACUAGGUCCAUUGUCAACUGAGUUUAGGGAGGGAAAAUAUCACAAAGCAAAUGUAAAUGUAAUGUGUCUCCAUUUUAAACUUGAAUUAAUCAAGCUCUUUUUUAUACUGUAA